AUGGAGCUCCAAGAGAAGCUGCAGCUGCCCCUUUGCCCGGACUCUGCGUGUGGCUGUGCCUACACACGGUCAAGCUUCACUUGUGGCUGUCCCUGCGAGAGGCAAGAGGAGGCUCAGGGGCCGCCCGCCCCCGGCCCCGCCGCAUCUUCCGCUUGCGGCAGCAUCUUGCCGUUGCAGUCAGAGGCACACCCUAGACACGGGGCACGCCUUGCUGGCGUUGGCGGCUGGGACCGCCCGGUAACGGGAAAGCGCAACGAGGUGAUUGGAGGGCGACGGGAGACGCGUUCUGGGAUGGCCCGACCCAGCCUUCUAGAACACGGACCGUCGGGCAGAGGCGGGGCACAGAGUAGAGGAGAGCCUGGCCGUCUAGGUUCCUCGGCGGGGGUGAGCUGCGAGGAAAAGGAACUUCCUGAGCAGAGAAGUAGGAAAAUGCCACCAGCGGUGCAGCAUUCGUCCCUCGGCGGGAUCGGAGAGGGAGCGGAAGCCAUGAACGGUGCCGGCGGCAGAGGGGAGCGGGGCCGGGGCGCGUCGACAGCCGUAGGUGGCAAUGCAGACCGAGGCAGCCCGGGCGGCGCCGCGACCCUCCAGGAGCCGCAGAUGAUCGGAGCCACAGCAGGGCUCGGCAGCCCGGCGCGGCCAGACUCCCCCGUCGGGGACUCGUCGUCGGGCCCGGCAGCGAGCGGGGGAGAGGCGGCGCCGGCGGCGGAGAGGGGAGCGGCGGUGCCCGAGAGGGUCCAGAGGAUGCUGCAGCAAAUCAAGUCGCGCCGUGAGGACUUGUCCGAUAAGGCAGACCUGGUGGGUGAGAUUGUCAAGACGCUGAUUGAGAGCUUUCCGACCGCUAGAUUCCCAGCCAUCGUGAUCCCGAAAGGCGGCAUCCACUGCCAGCCCGUCAAGAUGUCAGAACGAAGUAAGUUUGAGGUCCUGCUUGAGACAGCUGAAGAAAGACUCGAGCUGUGUCAAAGUGACAACUCUGGAGCCUCUUACAACCUGAGGUUCAAAGAAGAACCACGAGAAAACCCUUGGUCCAAAUUUGUAGAGAAUAGAUACAUAUCAGCCUCCAAAAUGCUUGCCACACUAAGAAAAAUGAUCAAAGAAAAAGUAGUCAGGAUGAGAAGGCUCGGGUCAGCUAUAACUGUGGAAAGGAAGAGGCCUGGAAACCCUGCAAUAACUCUCCUGAUCACAAAUCCACCAUCAGAAAUCUCAGUGGACAUCAUCUUGACUGUGAGAGUUCGGCAGACUUCUUGGCCGUCCAGCACACAGGAUGGCCUCAGAAUUGAGAAGUGGCUGGGAUUGGAAACUAGGGAAAGCUUCAUGAAGAAACUACUUUAUUUCAUACCCAGAGAGAAUUCCUGGCAGCUGUCUUUCUCCCACCUUGAGAAGCUGAUGAUGAACAACCACGGCAACACAAAGACCUGUUGUGAAUCUAAUGGAGAAAAGUGCUGCAGGGAAGAUUGUCUUGAGCUUAUGAAGUGUCUUCUAGAGAAGCUUAAAGAUAAAGAGCCAGAAUGGUUGAGCAUAUUCUCUUGGCAACACAUCAAAGCUUCUUUUUUCCACUCCUGUGUCAGUAAACCUGGUGACCAAUUCUGGCAUAGCAACCAGCUGGGGAAUUGCUUUAAGAAGGUCCUGGAAGAUUUUAUGGUUUGCCUGGAAAGAUCUAAGCUGCCACAUUUUUUUAUCCCCAGAUACAACUUGCUCAGUGAAAACUACAAAGUGAGAAACCUUUUUCUUGCUAUAAAAAUAAAAGAGGAAAUGGAGGAAGGAUUUGAAAUAUUUGGCUGCUGAUUUGCUGAGUUGCAGCUUUGGUAUUGGCAUUAGCUUGCCUGUUGCAUUAAUUUUUGUUUAAUUUCAACCCAUAAGUUUCCUCUUUGUGUUGAUUCCCCUUUCUCAGCUGAGUGUGAUUUUUGCAUCCUUUGUAUUGGCAUUGGCAUUAAUUUGGCUGUUUCAUCAAAUUCAGUUUCAUUUCAACCCACAAGUCUCCCCUUUGUGUUGAUUCCCAUUUCUCACCUCAGUGUGAUUUUUGCAUCCUUUGUAUUGGCAUUGGCAUUAAUUUGGCUGUUUCAUCAAAUUCAGUUUCAUUUCAACCCACCAGUCUCCUCCUCUCCUUGUGUUGAUUCCCAUUUCUCACCUCAGUGUGAUUUUUGCAUCCUUUGUAUUGGCAUUGGCAUUAAUUUGGCUGUUUCAUUAAAUUCAAUUUCAUUUCAACCCACCA
Messenger RNA from Pogoniulus pusillus (Red-fronted tinkerbird), 2209 nucleotides. Its product is annotated as cyclic GMP-AMP synthase-like. The record is from RefSeq and is a predicted model, not a curated record. Gene Ontology annotation, cellular component: nucleus; cytosol; site of double-strand break. The transcript is spliced from 7 exons. Gene Ontology annotation, molecular function: 2',3'-cyclic GMP-AMP synthase activity; double-stranded DNA binding; chromatin binding. The coding region runs from base 1 to 1782 and encodes 593 amino acids. Gene Ontology annotation, biological process: positive regulation of type I interferon production; cellular response to exogenous dsRNA; negative regulation of double-strand break repair via homologous recombination. NCBI's taxonomy places the organism in Eukaryota, Metazoa, Chordata, Aves, Piciformes, Lybiidae.